Molecule: messenger RNA, 1691 nt
Organism: Scomber scombrus (Atlantic mackerel)
Lineage: Eukaryota; Metazoa; Chordata; Actinopteri; Scombriformes; Scombridae
Gene: xpa
Product: xeroderma pigmentosum, complementation group A
Exons: 5
Coding region: 100-927 (275 amino acids)
Biological process (GO): UV-damage excision repair; nucleotide-excision repair involved in interstrand cross-link repair; base-excision repair
Cellular component (GO): nucleotide-excision repair factor 1 complex
Molecular function (GO): damaged DNA binding
Source: RefSeq, a predicted model, not a curated record
UAACUGUGCUCAGCUGCAGAUUGUGCGAACAAUAACAUGACACAUCUGUAGUGAAGUUUCAUUGGUUUCUGUGAGGUGGUCGCUGUUUUAUGGAGCAGCAUGGAGCCGUCAAAGUUAGAGGGGAUGGAUGCUGCCGGUCCCGGUCCAGAACAGAGUCCCAAACCCGAGCUUUCUGCAGCGAUGCGGGCUAAAAUCGAGAGGAACCGGCAGCGGGCGUUGAUGCUCCGACAAGCCCGACUGGCGAGCCGCUCUUUGUCCGCCGUGGAAGGCGCAACCGCGGCUAAAGUCUCCAAGACCAUUGACUCCGGGGCCGGCUUUUUCAUCGAGGAGGAGGAGGAUGAAGAGGAAGAGCAAAGGGCCAAGAAAGUGGUGCAUCAGCCAGCUCCAGUGAUUGAGCCAGACUACCUCCUGUGUGAUGAGUGUGAAAAACCCUUCAUGGACUCCUACCUCAGCAACAGCUUUGAUCUGUGUGUGUGUGACAACUGCAGAGACAACAAGGAGAAGCACAAGCUGAUCUCCCGAACUGAAGCCAAACAGCACUACCUGCUGAAGGACUGUGACCUGGACAAGAGAGAGCCUCCGCUCAGGUUUAUACUGAAGAAAAACCCUCACAACCCAACCUGGGGGGACAUGAAGCUCUACCUCAAACUACAGGUGGAGAAGAGGUGUAUGGAGGUGUGGGGGUCAGAGGAGGCUCUGGAGGAGGCCAAAGAGACGAGAGAAGAGAACAAAGAGGUCCAGAAACAAAAGCGCUUCAACAAGAAAGUCAAAGAGCUACGCAGGGCGGUGAGGAGCAGUAUGUGGACCAAAGACACCAGCGUUCACCAACAUCAGUAUGGACCAGAGGAGGUGGUGGAUCCAGAUGAGGACCUCUACAAGAAAACCUGCACCACCUGUGGACAUGAACUCACCUACGAGAAGAUGUAGACACACACACACUCACACUCACUCUGUCUGUUACUUUUGCAGACUUUACUUGUAGAAUAUAUUUGGUGCUACUACUACUUCUUUACACCUUUCACGAGCCAUCUCCUCCCAGGAGUACUCUUUUUCUUGUCUUUAUUUUUCGGUAUUUAUUAGUUAUUGAAAUAAAACACAUUCACUGUGAAGAUUUCUAUCUUCGUUCUUUUUUAAUUUCACGCUGUUAGGAAACAUCCAGGAAUUUCUCCUCUGCAUGACUUCUUGAGGUCAGUAGUAAUUUCUAUUUGAAACAGAAGCAAUAACUCUAAAAACUUUCACAAUGGACAAAUUAAGGAAGGCACGAUACUGAAACUUGAAAAUUCUGUCUCGCAAGAAAUAGUUGUCCCUGCAUGCUGAGCAAACCUUGGGGGAUUCAUAGCAUAAUUUUAUAUCUCACACAGUUUUACAUGGAUGUUAAAUGCUUCAAUAUUAAAUCCCAUUGAUCCGUAGUGGGGGGUAACCAAUGUCAUGUUCCUAUGUUUGUAUGUUUAUAGUGAUUAUAUCAGAGGCAGUAUUUUAGCGCAUCUAAGGUCGGUAGAUGUGAGAGGCACUAGCACACCAUUCCUCUCCUGUAUUGCCUCUCUCAUCUUCCUCUAAGCUCAAUUUUCUCUCACUAUAAAUUCUUCUGAACUAUGAUCAAGGAUAUUUUGCCAGAUGUCGUUUUAUUCUUCAUUCCAGGUCAUUAUAUUUGGAAAGGAGUUAGUAAACAAAGUUUAAGAGGUGUCAGUUAU